Pleurotus ostreatus (oyster mushroom) is the source of this 837-nucleotide messenger RNA. RefSeq lists its product as uncharacterized. The record is from RefSeq and is a predicted model, not a curated record. Lineage: Eukaryota; Fungi; Basidiomycota; Agaricomycetes; Agaricales; Pleurotaceae. The transcript is spliced from 4 exons. The coding region runs from base 1 to 837 and encodes 278 amino acids.
AUGAGAGACAGACCACGAGACGGGAAGGGGGCACGACAGGCAGAACGAGCAAGCGUUUGCCCAUUCCACGCGUCAACACACACGAGCAUAGACGAGGAGCGGGAGCGGGUAGAUGCGCGAGGAUACGAACACACGAGCCCACGAAUCAAUGGGAGACGGCACGACAGACGAUGGGUCGACUCGCGGGCAACGAAAGGACAAACGAAGAAGGAAGAAGCACGCGAGGCAACCCACGCAAGAUGGCUUCGCCCAAAUGGAUUGCCCGCGACGUCACACAACGCUUGCGCUCAUCGCUCGAAGGGUGUCUACUCAACAGUUGGGACGAAGGACAUCUCCACUAUUCCCACCCCAGCACCUUCGCCCCAAUCGUACGAAGACGAACUCCUCCUCUAUAACUAUCACUCGUCCUUCGUCCGCGCUCGUUCACUUACUCCAUCGUGUGCGUCAGGCAAGUCGCGAUCGGCGCCCACCAAACAACGACCCUUGGUGCACCCGCUAGCACAGGGGAAGCUUCUUGCACCCAAUCUCAAGCUUCGGGAUUACACUGGAUCGUGCCCAAGCCUUUCGAGUUCCACAGUUCGCUCUCCCUCUUCCAAAGGAAGUCAAGUAGAGGAUGGAGCUUAUGGAUACAGGCGUCCUGUCAUUGAAACACGAUCCUGGUCAUAUGACAACGUUCCUACCUAUCAACCAAUGAAGAUGCCGCCCUCCAUCGAGAAGAGGAAGGUUAAGCAAAUGGUUGAUGGGGUGGAGAAAGAAGUCACCAUCGAAGUCGAAGUCGAGAACAAUGGCAAACGCCUCUUCAACUUCCCCGACAAGCAAUACUACACCCGGCGAUGA